CUAUACAUAUAUAUAAAUUAAAUUCUAGUCAGUUUAAUUUCAUAUCUAUACUACAGAAUAAGAAGCAAAUUACCUAUUUUCAGUGCAUUUUUUCAACUAAAUUAACUAUGAGCCAAUUGAAUGUUCUAUGAGUCACUUUAUAUAUUGUUUCACUAAAAAUCACACGAUACUUAUUUUAAUGCAAGUAAUGAAUUGUUUUUCAAUAAAUGCUUUUUGCUGUCACACAAUUCCUCAGAUGACCUUUUCACUGUGGACAUUUGGGCUUCUAAUGAUCAGCCUCACAGGAGCUCACGAACUCAACCACUUUCCAGAAAACUUUGAGGUGGCAAAAAGGGAUGAAGAAUACACACUGACCUGCAAUUCAAAACCUGAUGACAUCGUCACAUGGAAGCUGAAUGGCGAUCCACUGGAAGAUGACGAAAAUGUAAAGCAAAAUGGUACAAAACUGACCGUGUUAGAUAUAGACACACCAAGUUUGGGUAACUACAGCUGCUGGAGAGGUGAAAAGAUGCUAUCCUCAACCUAUCUGCUGCUAAAGGUUGAUGAAGAAGACACAGUUGAUUCUCUCAUUAACUGUCGGGCAAAGUCUUAUGACUGUAACUUCAACUGCACCUGGACAGGCAAUGGAUACACAGCAGUGCGUCUUGGACUGGGUCAUUACUGCAGUAAAAGUUCAAAGUCCUGCCAGUGGAUUAGUGGCAGUCGGCAGCUCGCAGAGGGGAAAUUGCAGUUUGAGAUGUAUCACGACCUCUCACCCUACGCAGAGGAAAGCACCAUGCUUGAAGUCACUGCUGAGGCUAUAAGUGAUUUCUCCAUUUUCAGGACAUCCAAGAGAUUUUAUCUCAGAGACAUUGUUCAACCUGAUAGUCCCCAGAUUGUCAAGUGUCAGUUAGUGAACGAGGACGUGAAUGUGACCAUUGAUCCACCAUCCACCUGGUCAGCACCUUACAGCUUCUUCAGUCUGGAGCACGAAAUUGAAUAUGUGCUUAGAGAUGAUGGCCAAACUGAACGUUCAUCAUCUACUCUGAUACCGAAGAAAAUCAGCAAGCUCAGGGUUCGCUCCAGAGACUCACUGGUGCUCGCCAACUGGAGUCAGUGGACUCCCUGGAAAAAUGUGAAAACUGGAACAGAUCGACUAUGUCGAUGCAAAAACACGGAAAAAUAUUGUUGUCCAGAGUUGUCGCUUGAGGUUUUCAAUGGAUGCAAGAAAGAGAAGAGAAAACACAAGAAGCACGCUAAAUAUCCACAAUAAAACAUGGACUGUGAUUGACAGUGUUGUAGUGUAUACAUUUGGUGAGAGUAGAUUUAUAUAUGAAAUGUAAUUACUAAACCAUACUGCAGAUUGUAAGGAUUUUAUACUUGAUUUUUUAAAUGUAUAAAUUACAUGACAUCAUCAAAGAAUUCCUUCACAAACCAAAUAUCCUUCAUUUACCAGUUAUGGAGAUAUUAAAACCUUAAAGAUUUGCUAACACUUUUUUUGAAAAACCUUUUCUGUAUUUAAGUUUAUUCUUAUUGUUAUUUUAUAUAAUUAUAAUUAUUAGCAUGAAGGGGUGGUUUGUGGGAUUUAGUUGUCUUCAGAAAAAACAAAAACCUCCAUGUCCGACUUUGAAAUAAUUUUUUUAAAUCCUAAUAGUACAUAUGUGAUAUUAUAUUUAUUAUUAUAUUUAUUAUUAUAUUUAUAAAUACGGCAAACUUUAUAAAUAACAAAAUUUGCAAAUGUUUAUGUGAUAUUUUUGGUUGAUUGUGAAUUGGUAGAUAAAUGAAUAAUGCAGGAAUUUUAUUCACACUAAAGUUUGUAAUAAGAAGAAAUUUCAAACCAGACUUUACUGAAUACAUGAUUUGGGAUCAUAUAAGCUGUUAUGACUGAUCCAAGAUUUUAGCUUUUUUCUAUUGUCUGUUUAUGAUUUUUGUAUAUCUUCAGUUGAAAUAAUUUAUAAAUAUUAAUUUGCUUGUUUUGUCAAAUAAAAUUUAGAAUAUUUUGGUUAAAAGAUUUUAUAAAUGCAUUUGGAAAUGGGCUUCAAAGAGACACUGACAAACUUUACAUCUUUGUCAGAUGAAUUCAGCAUGAUAGAAAGGUUUUAGUUGGUUUAUAUUUUUCAAUUUUUUUUUACGUUAUGUAAAUAACUUUACUUUAAUGAAGUAUUUGACUUGUCUGUUAUAGAUAUAACUCUUUGUGUUUUGUCAUGCAGGCUUGUGGAUAGUUCACAUGUAAAUGACCUUUAAUAACCUUUAUUAGGGCAUUACAUUUUUUGUUUUUUCAUUUGACUGGGAUUUGAGUUCUGUCAUUUUGGCAAAUAGUUUAAAUCAAUACAGUAAAAUGGGACAACCUGUAAUGGUUCUUGGUCUUUGACCCAAUUUUUG
Oreochromis aureus is the source of this 2361-nucleotide messenger RNA. RefSeq names its product interleukin-12 subunit beta (gene il12b2). The transcript has 7 exons. Gene Ontology annotation, molecular function: protein binding. The coding region runs from base 128 to 1252 and encodes 374 amino acids. The record is from RefSeq and is a predicted model, not a curated record. NCBI's taxonomy places the organism in Eukaryota, Metazoa, Chordata, Actinopteri, Cichliformes, Cichlidae.